Hemisphaericaspora subhashii is the source of this 1518-nucleotide messenger RNA. RefSeq lists its product as uncharacterized. The transcript has a single exon. Gene Ontology annotation, molecular function: proteasome binding. The coding region runs from base 1 to 1518 and encodes 505 amino acids. The record is from RefSeq and is a predicted model, not a curated record. Gene Ontology annotation, biological process: proteasome assembly. Lineage: Eukaryota; Fungi; Ascomycota; Pichiomycetes; Serinales; Debaryomycetaceae.
AUGUUAGCUCAAAGACUACGUAAUCUUCUUGCUCAAAAGACAAGAAAUAUUUCCAGGAAAUUACAAAGAGCAUUAGAAGAAGUCAGUGAGGCUGUUGCUAAUGAACACCGUCGUCAUCAUCAACGUCAUCACAGAGAGGCUGUGCCUGUGCCUAUUCCGGUUGGAAACAGUAAUAGGGGGUUUGGGAAUCCGGGACGGAUGUAUGGUCAUUAUAGGUUUAUGGUAUUAGGUAUUGGUGGACCACAAUGUGUUAGAUAUUUCAGUGGGUUUGCAGCUGGUGCAGCAGCGGCAGCAGCAAAUGGGGCAGGUGCUGGGGCUGGAGGUACGAAUUGGACAUAUCAUCGCUUAAAUCAUCAGUUUACUUCAAAUCGAUGGUUUUGGAAAUAUAAAGUAUUCCAACAUUUUUUUAAUACCAAGAGUGGUUAUCAUAGACAUGGACUGAGGAUAUUACGGAGAUUAAAUCAUCAUGGAUAUAUGUUUCAUAAUUUUAGUCAAGCUUAUCAAAAUAGUUAUAGAUCUAAGAUUUAUCAAACUACAACAAAUGUGAAAUUUAUUUAUAGGACUAUUUUUAAUAAUUUACGGGAGAGGGUUCAAGCAUAUCCAAGAUAUCAAUUUGUCUUCCAACAACAACAACAACAACAACAGCAACAACAAAAGCAACAAACACAGAGGUUUAAUCCUAAUAUUAGAUUAAAUCUUUCCCUCACACCAAAACAUCAUCAAGUUACGUUAAAACUCGCAAAAACCGAUUCCACCGCCACGAUUCAAGAACGUCAAGAAUGUAAUCAAAUGAAUAUUGGUUCAUAUAUUGAUUUCCCCAUUGGGUUUCAAUUCUCAAUCCCUAAUGAAACCAUACUUUCUGAUGAAAUAUUGGAAGAAAUGAUGUAUAAUAUAAAAACAUUUGAAAAGAAAUUGGGGGAAUUAAGGCAAGAUAUUUUGAAUUUAUUUGAAUUAGGGGAAUUACCGAUUAAAUAUAUUGCCGAUAAGAAUGUAUUGAGAGUAUAUUUCCCCAAUUGUGAUAAAGAAAGAUUAGAGAAGUUGUGUCAGGAGAAGAGUAUUGUUGGUGGGAUUAUUUUUGAAGAUGUGUCUGAGUUAGAAGGAGAAGAGGUUGUUCCUGCUGUAGUUGCAACAAGUGAAGUGAUUGAAGAAACCGGGGCCCCCGCUAUGACGGCAUCAUCAACUAUGAAUACAGUUGAUUCUGGAGAUAUUUUAAGUUCAUAUUAUUACCUGCCUGCUGAAUCCGGUAGAGCAUCAUCAUGUGAUAAUUCUUCAUCUAUGUCUUCAGUAACUGAAUUUGAUGAAGAUAUCUUAUCAUCUUCAAGUGGAGGGAAUUAUUUUUCUCCAUUAUCAGAUAGUGAUAUUAUUCGUCCUCAAGAUAUUAUGAUGCCUGAGAAUAUGAAUUUUAGAUUCCCGGAACCACAACAAGAGAUAGAGACGCAACAACAACAAGUUGCUAAUGGUGGUGUUAGUAGUUUUGAUGAAUAUGAUGAAUAUUAUUGGAUUAGUGCAAGUUAUUAA